Pediculus humanus corporis (human body louse) is the source of this 2742-nucleotide messenger RNA. RefSeq names its product Acetylcholinesterase 1 precursor, putative. Bases 1 to 2742 code for a protein of 913 amino acids. The transcript has 15 exons. Gene Ontology annotation, cellular component: septate junction; cell surface; tricellular tight junction. The record is from RefSeq and is a predicted model, not a curated record. NCBI's taxonomy places the organism in Eukaryota, Metazoa, Arthropoda, Insecta, Psocodea, Pediculidae.
AUGAAUGCGUCAGGUACACAAAACGGCCAUAUUGAUAUGAGUUGCCAAAACUCUUUUGGAAAUUAUCCAGAUCCCUACAACUAUAGAAACAAUGAAGGACACAAUAGGCCAAAUCCUGGGGAUCCAAAUUAUAGAACUUAUGAGUAUCAAGGAAGAAGAUAUGGUCAAAGUUCUUUCGAUUUUGAUUCGAGAAAUUUGGAUAAUCAAAAUGAUUGGAAUUAUUUAAAUUUUAAUCCUAAUUAUCCAGGUUUUGGGACUAAUGAUCCGCGAUUCAGACAUCCUGAUGGAGCAACUAAAGUGCAAAGACCUGGAAUACUUAGUGGAUGGAAAGAUUACUUGCAAGGAAAAUAUAGAGUUAUAUCUGCCCAAGAAAACAGGGAUAUUUAUGUUACAACUUCUUACGGACAGGUUCAAGGUUUUCAAGUUUAUUUAUAUGACACUCCUGAUCCUUAUUCGCAGUACAGACCGGGAGAUUCAACUGUUGAAAAAAUAAAGGGUAAUGUCAGUGUAUUUUUGGGAAUACCCUAUGCAAUGCCACCUGUUAAAGAUGGUAGAUUCAAGCCUCCUCUUCCACACAAAGGCUGGCAACUUCUACAAGCUGUCGAUUUUGGUCCUGCUUGUCCACAACCUGCCAAAUAUGUCGGAGAAUCAAAAGGGAUUAGGGAUAUGGAUGAAGAUUGUUUAUAUUUAAAUGUUUAUUCUCCUUUUACUGGGGCUGGAGUGGCACAAAAAUAUCCCGUCAUGUUUUAUAUACACGGUGGAGAUUUUUAUCAAGGUGCUUCUAAUACAUUUCCGGGCCACAUGCUUGCAGGUUUUUUCGAUGUUGUGGUUGUGACAAUUAAUUAUCGACUGGGAGCUUUAGGAUUUUUAAGCACGGCAGAUCAAAAUUCUCCUGGAAAUUAUGGUAUAUUAGAUCAAGCUCAGGCACUAAAAUGGGUUUAUGAUAAUAUAGAAUUUUUUAAUGGUGAUAGAAAUUCCAUCACGUUAUUCGGACCUGGAGCAGGAGCAGCUAGUGCCGGACUCUUGAUGUUAGCACCCAAGACUAAAGAUUUAGUUAGCAAAGUGAUAGCGCAGAGCGGUGCAGCAUUGGCUGAUUGGGCAGUUACGCGGUCUUGGGAGCAAGUUUUAAACACAAGCACAGUUUUCGGAAGACAUCUUGGUUGUUCUACGGACUCUUCUUGGAAGCUAGUUAAUUGUUUACGAAAUGGUCGCAGCGCUCUUGAAUUGGGAAAUGCCGAAUUCAGGCCGGAAGUUGGAUUGUUGGCUUGGGGCCCUGUUUUGGAUACUAAUUUCACCGUACCGAAAGACAGUUGGUUUCAUAAUACUUUUACGGAAAAAGACUGGCAUUUUUUCCCCAAAAGUCCCGAGGAAUUGCUUAAAGAAGGACAUUUUAAUAAACAAUUAAGAUACAUGGCUGGUGUAACCACUCAGGAAGCUGCUUACGUAAUAUACAAAAAUGAAAGUUUGGUUCCGCAUUUUACCAUCGGUAAACCUUUUUUCGAUCAGAAGGUUCGCGAAUUGGUUCAUCAGUUAAAUUAUACAUUUAACGAAGAAGGAGUUUACGAAGCCAUAAGAUAUUUAUAUACUUAUUGGCCUGAUCCCGACGCUACCCAGUACAUUAGGGAGCAAUAUAUACACUUGAUAUCCGAUCUUAAAUACAGAGCACCAAGUGAUAAAAUGACAAAACUUUUAUUGGAAAAACGUGUACCUGUUUACCUGUACGUUUUAAACACGACCGUCGAAGCUUUCAGGUUUCCAGAUUGGCGAAAAGUUCCACACGAUAUAGAAAGAGUAUUUUUAACGGGAGCUCCUUUCAUGGAUGUUGAAUUUUUUCCUAAAUCCGAAAAUUGGCAGAGAAAUAUGUGGACGGAAAAUGAUAGAAACAUGAGUUAUUUUUUUAUGAAAGCUUAUUCAGAUUUUGCUAAAUACGGUAAUCCUUCACAGCAACAAAUUCUCGGUCUUCAUUUUGAAACGGCUCACGUUGGAAAUUUGAAAUAUCUUAACAUCAAUACGACAUUCAACAGCUCAAUAAUGUACAACUACAGGCAAACAGAAUGUGCUUUUUGGUAUUCUUAUUUGCCCACAGUUAUAGGCACCUAUUUCACGACGUACAGGCCGUAUUCUGAAUUUUGGUGGGAUGCAAGAGAGGAAUUACAAAUUGCAUUUUUGUCCAUAAUAUCCCUUUCUGUUGUUUUAAUUAUACUUGUAUUUACGUGUUGCAUCCUUUGGAGGAAAGCUAAAAGAACUGCGGAUCAGUACUACGACAUAAAUUUAAUACAUAAAGAAGAUGAAGAAGGAAUGGAAGGAGUGGACAACGAAACUUCACAAUCUACGAAUAACAUAUACGAAUUCCGAGAAGUAUCAGGUUCUAAUAAAAGACCUCCUGCGGGUACUCCACCGCCUGUGUUCAAAUCACGUCCUACGAGUUUUAGUCUUUCGUCCCAGCAAAACAUUAUGAUGGAGGAUAAAAAACCCAUCGCUCCUAUGCAACAUUUGUCGAAAAGCACGGGAAAUUUUUUGGCGGCUCCCGAUAAAAGUAAAAUAAUAACAAAUAAAAACGUUUGCAUGGAUUCUGGUUUGAAAGUGAAAGACUCGAAAAAAAGUUAUUCGACGCCUAGUUUGAGAUCUAACGAUUCGAAAGAAAGCCUUAGGGAAGAUGACGGUCGAAUGGUGCCGGGAAGUAAAAAAGCAAUAAGGAAAAAUCCACGAAAAUUUGAUAGGAUCCCACAAACUCAAGUUUGA